This is a messenger RNA of Spea bombifrons (plains spadefoot toad), 4542 nucleotides long. RefSeq names its product platelet derived growth factor receptor beta (gene PDGFRB). Gene Ontology annotation, cellular component: signaling receptor complex. The transcript has 23 exons. The record is from RefSeq and is a predicted model, not a curated record. Lineage: Eukaryota; Metazoa; Chordata; Amphibia; Anura; Pelobatidae. Gene Ontology annotation, biological process: cell chemotaxis; protein phosphorylation; angiogenesis. The coding region runs from base 1016 to 4243 and encodes 1075 amino acids. Gene Ontology annotation, molecular function: ATP binding; platelet-derived growth factor beta-receptor activity; platelet-derived growth factor binding.
AUAACAGGAUUAUCACAACCAGAUCAUUAUUCCGAUUUCGUUUUAAUUCUCUAUGGCAUUUUUCCAUGUAUAUCUCCAUGUUUUAUGUGGCUGCCUAAUAAAUCGAUCAAGAUAAUAUUUAUUUAUCGCCAGGAACUCUGCACUAUACAUCGGUAAAAGUCGAACUGCGUUGCUAUUGUUGUAUGAAUUUGUGGAGUCAGUUUAGCAAAGUCCCGUCUUUAAUAAAACCAUGACUCAGCUGCUGGCAUUGGAAGUGAAUUUUCUAAACAUCCCCUCAUAUCCUGAGAAAGAAAAAAAAAAAAAGAACAAAAAAAAAAAAAAAAAAAGACACAGAAAAUUCAGCCAGAAUUGAAAACAGACUCCCAGUCACACUCACACAGAGGGGAGAGUAUUGGGAGGGAGAGGGGGGAGAUACGUACACAGAGCUGAAGAAAAAUAUUGGGAACAGAGUAAGUCAAGCUGGAUAAGAGAAGGAAACAUUCUUCUGGAGUCCCAAGUUAGAUUUUCAGAGGAUUUCCUACACCUCUCGCCUUCAUUAUGUAUCUUCCAGCUCAAACAUUUAAGGCCAGCCUCUAGAUUGUGAAGGGAAACUAGAGAAAACGUAGCUGUUAUCCAAAAAACGUUUCGAACAUCUCAACAUCAGUUCUAACUCCCAAGGUCAUCGUCACUUACAAAGGGCAGAAGAAGAUUUUUGGAAAAACAAUUGCUUGAAGAUGCUCAUGUGGACAGUUGUGCAAUAUCUUGCCCUGUUUGAAGUCUCCUAACCUUUUGGCAAAAGGUGUCCCUCCCUCUUGCGUUUACUAUUCCUGCCUUUUUUUCUCAUCUUAAACCCAAUGGAAAACUUUGUGAAACAUUUCAACCUUUCAGAAAUUUAACUGCAGGACUUCAGUAAGAAGAAAUCCAGACAAGACAGAAAAAAAGUAACAUCUGAAAACAGAACUGUGUAUGUCUGCUGAAGGAGACAUUGAAUAAGAAUCCAACUUACCUACUUGGACUUUCAGAAGAAUCAUUGAAAAUGUAUUUGCAACUCCUAACAGGUCUCUUAAUGAUCCUCUCCAAAAGCUUCUGUCUGAAGAUCACACCACAGGACUCAGAGAUUAUCCUGAAUAUUGGCAGCAAUUUCUUGCUAACCUGUACUGCCUCUGUAAAGACCGUGUGGGAGCAUGAAGAACAUUUCAUUGACUCAACUCUGGAGAGUGAAGAUGGGCUUUUCAUUAAUAAGCUCACCCUUUCUGACGUGACUGGCCAUGACACAGGACUAUAUUCAUGCUUAUACAAUCAAACCAAUGGAGAAACAGAAAGGAAAUCCGUCUACAUCUUUGUACCAGAUUCCAUGUUGUUCCUACCAAUCAAACAAGAUGAGGAGUUUGUUUUCAAAACUUCCGACCGCGUGCCUACCAUUCCAUGCCGUGUCACCAACCCCGAUGCCAACGUCACUUUGCAUAUAAGGAAAAUGGACACAGAAAUUGCUUCGGCCCACUAUGACAGCAAAAAAGGUUUCACUGGACAGUUCGAGGACAACUCAUACUAUUGCAAAGCUUCUUUUAAUGGAACUGAGGAGGUCUCCGAUACAUAUCACGUAUACACGCUGCAUGUUUCAAUCCUUAAUAUGACCCUUGAAGCAUCACAGACUCUAGUGAAAAAGGGUGAAACUAUCAAAGUGAUGUGCACUACUUACGGAAAUGAUGUUUUAACCUUUACGUGGGAAUAUCCUAAUAGGGAGGCUAGGUCAUCGAGGGACCCUGAUCUGUUAUUUUUACCAAACAAUGUCCUGCGUUCAAUUUUGACAAUUGAAAAUGCCGAGACGGAAGACUCGGGAACUUAUACAUGCGAUGCAAAAGAAAUGUUUAUUGGGGAUUCUGUGGUAAAACACGUCAAUAUCACUGUUCUAGAACGAGGCUUUGUGACGCUCAUUACAGAAGAAACUACCACUCAGUUUGCUGACCUGCACACAAGCAAAUCCAUUAAAGUGGUCAUUGAAGCUUAUCCAAAACCCACUGUCAUAUGGCUAAAAGACAAUCUUACACUGGCAGAGGACAAUACCAACCAAUUAACAAUUGUGAACAGAAAUAUAAGUGAAACCAGAUACAUCAGUGAUCUUUCUAUUGUACGAGUAAAAGAACAAGAUUAUGGGCUUUACACAAUCAGAGUUUUUCACGAAGAUGAUUUUCAGGAGAUGUCUUUUUACCUUCAGGUCAAUGUGCCAGCAGAAAUACUAGAGGUGGUUGACAGUCACCCAACGAGCGGUGGGCAGAUAGUGACCUGCUUUGCCAAAGGAUUUCCAGUGCCUGCAAUAACAUGGUACACCUGCAGUGAACUUAAAAGAUGUAACAGUAAAGGUUGGGAGCCAUGGAUGCGUCUAGACAAUGGUACCUCACAGCUGGAUUUCGACACGAAUUUGACUUCCACCCAGAUUAAGGAUCACGGCACUUACAUCGUGAAGGGUGUGCUUCAUUUCCGAAGUGUGGAAGACUCAAUUGCGGUUCGCUGUUUGGGCCAGAAUGCAUUUGGUUCUUCCAAUCGAGAUGUCACACUUGUGCCAAAUCAUUUGCCCUUCAAAAUUGUCCUUAUAUCGACCAUACUUGCCUUAGGGGUGUUAGUUGUAAUCUCCCUCAUAAUACUAAUUGUUUUGUGGAAAAAGAAACCUCGUUAUGAGAUUCGUUGGAAGGUUAUUGAAUCAGUCAGCUCGGACGGUCAUGAAUACAUUUAUGUAGACCCGCUCCAGCUUCCGUAUGAUUCUACAUGGGAGUUUUCCAGAGACAAACUAGUUUUAGGUCGUACCCUUGGAUCAGGAGCAUUUGGUAGGGUGGUUGAAGCUACAGCCCACGGAUUAGGCCAUGCCCAGUCAACCACAAAAGUAGCUGUGAAGAUGCUUAAGUCUACGGCACGGAGUAGUGAGAAGCAGGCUCUCAUGUCGGAACUGAAGAUAAUGAGCCACCUGGGUCCUCAUAUAAACAUUGUCAACUUGCUCGCAGCCUGUACUAAAGGAGGCCCGGUGUACAUCAUAACUGAAUACUGUCGCUUUGGAGACCUUGUGGAUUACCUGCAUCGUAAUAAGCAUACAUUUCUUCAAUAUUAUGCGGAUAAAGGGAGAAAAGACGCAGAGUUGUAUAACAAUACAUCUACUGGCGAAAGGAUGCAGAGUCUUAACUCCUUCUCCAUAGAGAGCGAUGGAGGGUACAUGGAUAUGAGUAAGGAUGACCUCUAUUACGUGCCAAUGUUAAACCUACAAGAUGAAAUCAAAUAUGCUGACAUUGAACCUUCUAACUAUGGCACUACAUAUGAAUUGGAGAAUUAUUCCCCAUCAACUCCAGAGAGGACAAAUAAUUCCACGCUUAUAAAUGAAUCACCAGUGCUAAGCUUUACUGAUUUAAUCGGCUUUAGCUACCAAGUGGCGAACGGGAUGGAAUUUCUGGCGUCUAAGAAUUGUGUUCAUCGUGACUUGGCUGCAAGAAAUGUGCUGAUCUGUGAUGGGAAACUAGUGAAAAUUUGUGACUUUGGAUUAGCCAGAGACAUCAUGAGAGACUCCAACUACAUUUCCAAAGGCAAUACUUUCCUGCCUCUUAAGUGGAUGGCGCCAGAGAGCAUUUUCAACAAUUUGUACACAACACUGAGUGAUGUCUGGUCAUUUGGAAUCCUACUCUGGGAAAUAUUUACUUUAGGUGGGACUCCGUAUCCUGAGCUACCGAUGAACGAGCAGUUCUACAAUGCCAUAAAACGCGGUUAUAGAAUGUCAAAGCCUUCUUAUGCGUCUGAUGAAAUUUAUGAAAUUAUGCAAAAAUGUUGGGAUGAAAAGUAUGAAAAGAGGCCUUCUUUUACUCAAUUAGUGUCUCUCACCGGAAACCUACUAAGUGACACUUACAAGCAGAGAUACAAAAAUGUGAAUGAAGAAUUUUUACAGAGCGAUCACCCUGCUGUGGUUCGUGUGAUGCCCAGAAUAACUAAAACCAACAGCUUUGUACACGGGAGAGGCUCUGAAAUUAUAGCAAAUAAUAUUCUGUAUUCAGUAGUGGAGCCAAUUGACAGCAACGACUAUAUUAUUCCUCUGCCGGAUCCCAAACCUGAGGAUUCAGAUAAUGUUCUGAAUGAGACUUCAGAAAGUCGACCAAGCUCUGUGUUACAUGAAGGUAAUACAUCUUCAACAAUAUCGUGUGACAGCCCUCUGGAACAGCAUGGCCAAGACAUAGAAGGCGAAGUCUGCCAAGAAGAUCAGCAGCAAGAUACAGAGGAGAGCUUUUUGUAACCUCCAUCAUCAUAAAGACUUUCAACGACAGCUCAGCUUUACAGCAAGCGAUAUGUUUCAUUCCAGAGAAAAAGAUGCUGAGAAUAUAGAAGCUAAAUGAUAAAUUAGUAUGCAAAGAAGUAACUGAGCGCCAAUAUUGAAGACAGACCAAAGGAAAUACCAGCUGAAUAGAUACUAUUCUAUAGGCAACGGUUGAUAACUAUAGUUCUUUAUUAUUAAAGAGAGAUGCAUUUUCUAUAUGAAAAAUAGAUUGUAAGAUGCCCGAUUUGAAUGACCCUAUGCACACAAAAGGCAACAAA